GGCAGCUGAAACACAAAAGAGUCCAUGCUUGAAUGAUGGGAACAAAUGGUCGCUCUGGUAUUUUGCAAGUAAGUCACCCCUUAGAAGCAGGAAAGGGAAGAGUAAAAACGGCUGCCGCAUCUUGCCCGUUGCUGCAGAGAACAGAAACAGAGGUGACUGACUUUCUUUCGGUUCAUGUUUCUUGGAAAUGCCAUGUAAAACGAAACCGAAAGAAACCUCGUGAUGACAUUGACUGCAUGAGGUUAAAGCAGAUUGAUUUAACGCCCACUCUUCGAACUCACUUGCGUUACAAACGGGCAAAGUGUGCGAAAAUAAGAACCAAAAGUCGCUGUUUGUUAUAUGACGUUUGCUGUUCAUUUUGGGGGGGAAAUGUAUUUAGCAGAAACAUAGCCUACAAACGUUUUGUUUUUUUUGGUAGAAAGAACAUAUAAAAGACAGAUCAAAGCAGACAUUCGAAAAAGCAGACAAAUUUAAAAACAAUUCGGUUGCCGUUUAUUUACCAACAACCACUGUGCGGCGGUAGUGAGUGGUUUUUGCAAAGGCUGCUGGGAAAUGUUGAGGGUUUUUUUUUUUUUUUUUUUAACUCAAAACAGAUUGUGAAAUAUUGUUCCUACUGUCGCCUGGCACUGAAGAGCGAGCGCACAUGGAGGACGGAAGCGCUCCAAUGUCCUGGUUUACCAGCCCCGUCUACAACCGAUACUGGCAGCACUACGGCCAAGCGAUGGCCUGGCACCAGAGGCACAGGCGGGCCUACCAGAAAGCCUUGGAGGCCGCUUCCGGCCCCAUCUACCGCCGCCAGCGAGAGCGCUACGCGGACUGGCGUGCGUGCCAAAGUGACAGUGAAGAGGAAGAGGAGAGCAGCUCGGACGAUGAGAUCGAAUGCGACGUCAGUAACAUGGAGAUCAGCGAGGAGCUUCGGCAAUAUUUUGCUCAGACCGAGAAACACAAAGAGGAAUUAAGGCAGCAGCAACAACUUGAGGCCGAGCAAGGGGACAGCUACGUCCCAGCCGAUCGGGACCUGCGCAGCACCGGCCGGCAAGCCAGCGUGGCCCCGCCCACCGAGCGGCCGGGCGAAAGGCGUGGGGCCGAGAUGAAAAAGCUGUACGGUGAGGAUGCCGCCAAGAUUCUGGCCAUGGAGACGGCCAUGCAGCUCACCUUUGACAGAAACUGUGACCGCAAGCAGCCCAAAUACUGGCCCGUCAUCCCGCUUCGACUUUAGCACUAGUUGGCAUAUUAAAAGUGGAACACGGGAAAGAAGAGAUCUUUCAAAAGACUUCAUGUAACUGUGGGUUUGUUGAUGUGGGGACAAUACUUUUCAAGAUGAUCAAUCGUCUCAUUUUGGGAGGAGGGGAGGGACGGACGCUUGUUGCAACUUGUCUUUUAUAAUAAAGUCAAUUUUUCCUUUGA
This is a messenger RNA of Syngnathus typhle (broad-nosed pipefish), 1407 nucleotides long. RefSeq names its product gem (nuclear organelle) associated protein 8 (gene gemin8). Gene Ontology annotation, cellular component: SMN complex. The record is from RefSeq and is a predicted model, not a curated record. The transcript has 4 exons. Lineage: Eukaryota; Metazoa; Chordata; Actinopteri; Syngnathiformes; Syngnathidae. Bases 644 to 1219 code for a protein of 191 amino acids. Gene Ontology annotation, biological process: spliceosomal snRNP assembly.